AUGAUCGAAUUCUACGCAUCAGACUAUUUAGCGAACUCGAUGUUGUACCACGUCUAUAGGCAACAUCUGCUGGAUGUGAUCGUCGGUCCGGAAAGCAGUCCACAGCUAAAGGAUCUUCUCAAAACGACUUGUGGAAGUGGAUUCUGCAUCGGCGAAUUUCUCGGCGCCCUCGGUGAGCAGUAUCCAAAUCGAGAGGUUGAGGUGGCGUUCACUGCGAGGAAGGCUCCGCUGAUCGUAUUUGUUGAAAAUCGAGCAAGAUUCAGACUGCACGGAAGGAUGAACAUGUUUGUGAGACCGGCCAAUGAGACGCAAGUUAAAGAGAUGAUUAUACGCUCGGAUACUACGAUGACAGCCAACAUAGUCAUGUGGAUCAAUGGCUCACGAAUCCUCGGUAAUGCAACAAUUGAGAAUCUUGAUUUCAAGCUGCUCGAAACGAAGACUAAUUUCACGAGCGUUAUCUUCGAGUGGUGA
This is a messenger RNA of Cooperia oncophora, 471 nucleotides long. The record is from the annotation of a GenBank genome assembly. Lineage: Eukaryota; Metazoa; Nematoda; Chromadorea; Rhabditida; Trichostrongylidae.